Molecule: messenger RNA, 735 nt
Organism: Lolium rigidum
Lineage: Eukaryota; Viridiplantae; Streptophyta; Magnoliopsida; Poales; Poaceae
Product: ubiquitin-NEDD8-like protein RUB1
Exons: 3
Coding region: 40-501 (153 amino acids)
Biological process (GO): protein ubiquitination; modification-dependent protein catabolic process
Cellular component (GO): cytoplasm; nucleus
Molecular function (GO): ubiquitin protein ligase binding; protein tag activity
Source: RefSeq, a predicted model, not a curated record
CCGCGCCGCCACAGGCGAGCAGGACAGAAGAGCGAGAAGAUGCAGAUCUUCGUCAAGACGAUGGCGGGGCAGACCAGCACCCUCCAGGUGGAGAACAGCUACACCAUCGAACACGUGAAGGGCAGAAUUCAGGACGAGGAAGGGAUUCCUCCAGAUCAACAAUGUUUGCUAUUUUCUGGCAAACGCUUGGAAGAUGGACGCACACUUGCUCACUAUAACGUUCGAAAGGAGUCCACUCUUCACAUGCUCCUCAGGCUCAGGGGUGGUACUAUGAUCAAGGUUAAGACUCUCACUGGAAAGGAGAUCGAGAUUGACAUUGAACCUACCGACACAAUCGAUAGGAUCAAGGAGCGUGUUGAGGAGAAAGAAGGCAUUCCUCCCGUGCAGCAAAGGCUGAUUUAUGCUGGUAAGCAGCUUGCAGAUGACAAGACUGCCAAGGACUACAACAUCGAAGGUGGCUCUGUCCUCCAUCUUGUCCUUGCUCUGAGGGGUGGUUACUAGUAAAGCUAGCUAGUGGCACUACUUGCUUCAAUCUGCUCUAAUGGUUGAGAGAAGUGACUAUUGGUGGUAUGGAACUUGCAAAGAGAUAAUAACAAACUAGCUUUUCCUAGUGGGAGGGGCUGUCUUCCAUGCUAUUAUCUUGUAUGACUCGACAAAAUCACUCCCGAGUUUAUAUGCCUCUGCUGUGUGAGAAAAUCCAUUAUCAUCUUAAUUUGUUGGGUGGUGUUUGCAGAA